Molecule: messenger RNA, 2128 nt
Organism: Durotheca rogersii
Lineage: Eukaryota; Fungi; Ascomycota; Sordariomycetes; Xylariales; Xylariaceae
Product: phosphatases II
Exons: 3
Coding region: 124-2085 (653 amino acids)
Biological process (GO): microtubule cytoskeleton organization; positive regulation of cytokinesis; protein dephosphorylation
Cellular component (GO): spindle pole; nucleolus; mitotic spindle midzone
Molecular function (GO): protein serine/threonine phosphatase activity; protein tyrosine/serine/threonine phosphatase activity
Source: RefSeq, a predicted model, not a curated record
UAGUUGUUGAAGCUUCCUCGCGCGAGCACAUCCUCCGACGGCCUUGCCCAACCGUCGCUCGGACGGGCAGAUCCCACCCUGCCACCGGAGAGCCAGCAGCUGCAGCGGUCAAACCCUGCCGAGAUGCCGCCUGCCUCGAGGAAUUCCGACGGAGGUCGGAUUGUAGAGUACAUUCCCGAUCGUCUCUACCUGGCAUCCUACGUGGUCCCUCCGACGGCCGAGACGUACUUCCCCUACAAUGAUAGCCCAACUCGGUCGCCGGGGAAGCGCUCCCAAAGAGCGGUGGACGGACCCGCCCCCGUCCCGUCCAAGUCGGCGCGGCAGCCUCCCUUCUACUUCACCGUCGACGACAGCCUCCUCUACAACGCCUUCCAUCACGACUUCGGCCCGCUUCACAUCGGACAUCUAUACCGCUUCGCUCUAUACUUCCACGACGUGCUAGGAGCGAAAGACAACCAGCACAGACCCAUUGUGUUCUGGAGCCGGGCGGACGCGAGGAGUCGUGCGAACGCCGCGUGUUUGUUGGCAUGCUACAUGGUGUUGAUUCAGUCCUGGGCGCCCCAUCUAGCCCUCGCGCCCAUCGCGCAGGUCGACCCCCCGUUGAUGCCUUUCCGCGAUGCUGGCUACAGCCAAGCAGAUUACGGCAUUACGGUGCAGGACGUGGUGUACGGGGUUUGGAAGGCCAAGGAGGAGGGCUGUUGCGUGCUAGACAACUUCGACCUGGAUGAGUACGAGAAGUUCGAGCGGGUCGAGCAGGGCGAUUUCAACUGGAUCACACCGCAUUUUCUCGCGUUCGCGUCUCCGCAGCACAGCCCCGCAGCGCGCAUACCAGAAUCCUCUGAGCUGUAUGCUUCCUUGCCAACGACGCUCUCCGCUGUCGAUGUCCACCCAACCCUUCCGGAAUCGUUCAAGAAUGUCCUGGCCCAUUUCUCCGAGCGGAACAUCGGCUUGGUAGUGCGGCUAAACUCCCCCCUCUAUUCGCCAUCCUACUUUGAGGCCUUAGGCAUCCAGCACCUGGACAUGAUCUUCGAGGACGGCACCUGUCCGCCGUUGAGUACUGUAAAGAAGUUCAUUAAGCUUGCGCACGAAACUAUCACGGUUAAGAAGAAGGGUAUUGCCGUGCACUGCAAAGCCGGCCUCGGGAGGACGGGGUGUCUUAUCGGAGCCUACCUGAUCUACCGCCACGGUUUCACCGCGAACGAGGUCAUCUCCUUCAUGCGGUUCAUGCGGCCAGGCAUGGUCGUGGGGCCUCAACAACACUGGUUGCACAUCAACCAGGGCGUCUUCCGAGAAUGGUGGAUCGAGGAGAGGCUGGAGAGGAAGCUGCGUAAGGAGUUGGCUGCCAACCUGCCGCCCACGACGCCGAUCCGGUCCAUGCAGAAGGCGUCCCUGCACCGGAGCGCGCAGAACUCGACCCCGCCCAGUCGGAGCCCGUCUAACCGCACCCCGCUCGGCGAGGUUGACGACGAGCGCCGAAACGCCGGCGUCCAGGAAGACUAUCUCCCUGCGCCCACGCCGGGCCAGCCGCGGAAGACGAGCCGGGUCGACCGCCACCACCCGUACUACCGCAACGGGAUCCACCAGCCGACGGUCGAGGAGGAACAGCAUGGUGGCGAGGAGGCGGCGGCGGCGGCGGCAGCGGUAGCGGCAGAGACGACCUCGGCGCAGAGACGGUCGAACGAGGCGGAAUCGGAGGAGGAAUGGCUGCUGCGGACGCGGGCCCACCGCAAGGCGUCGCGGUCGGCGAGCCGGCAGGACACGAUCCGGGCGGUGAGCCACAGCGCGACGACGACGAUCUACCAGGUGAUCGACAACGACGCGUCGCACGACGCGGAGAACGUGGGGCGCACGCGGCCGAAGACGGUGAUGGCGGACGUGGCGGCGGCGGCGUCGACGACGCGGGCGGCCAGCGCCUCGGGCGUGCUGACCAAGGUCCGCGGCAGCAAGCGCGCCGGCGACUCGUCGCGCGCCAAGGACUCGUCCGGCGUCCGCAAGACCAGCGGCCGCGUCGGCAGCGUCAGCGCCCAGGCCGCCGGCGCCAGCGCCACCGCUACCGCCACCGUGCGCAAGGUCUCCGCCAUGUAGGAGAGGCGGGCCUCGCUCUCAAGCGGCUGACGGCCGGCUAGCU